This is a messenger RNA of Ostrinia nubilalis (European corn borer), 4641 nucleotides long. It is a transcript of the gene Mer, whose product is annotated as merlin. Lineage: Eukaryota; Metazoa; Arthropoda; Insecta; Lepidoptera; Crambidae. Gene Ontology annotation, biological process: regulation of cell shape; negative regulation of cell population proliferation; regulation of organelle assembly. Gene Ontology annotation, cellular component: apical part of cell; plasma membrane; adherens junction. The transcript has 13 exons. Gene Ontology annotation, molecular function: actin binding; integrin binding. The record is from RefSeq and is a predicted model, not a curated record. Bases 232 to 2052 code for a protein of 606 amino acids.
UAUUCUUUUCAUUCACCUUCGUUCUUGUUUCAUUGACGUUUUUCUUGUUUGUAAAUAAUAAACGCUGGAAAUAGUACGCAAUGUGAUAUUACACACAUUCCUCGACCGACUGCACAUUACGUAAACGAUAGCCGUUGCGGUGUAAUUAAUUAAUAGCCGUGAAACAAUCAUAACCUAUUCGCUUGUGUUUUGCUUAGCUCUUGUGGCGAGUGUGAGUGCGAUAUGAGCUGAAUGAUGCCACCGUUUAGAAGGAAGAAGGCGUCCAAGUCAUUCCCAGUCAAGGUUUGCACCUUGGACGCUGAAUUGGAGUUCAAUUUAGAGUGGCGAGCAACAGGAAGAGACCUGUUUGACCUAGUAUGCAGAACUAUAGGCCUGAGAGAAACAUGGUUCUUUGGACUUCAAUUCGAAGACACAAAACACUUUAUAAGUUGGCUGAAAUUGGAUAAAAGGGUGCAAGACCAAUGCGUCUCCCAAAUGCCGGGCACUCCGUUCAUGUUGCUCUGCAAGUUGUACCCUGAAGACGUGGCCGAGGAGCUCAUCCAAGAGGUCACACAGCACCUCCUGUUCCUGCAGGUCAAGCAAGCGAUCCUGAGCAUGGACAUCUACUGCCCACCGGAGGCUUCGGUGCUGUUGGCCAGUUACGCUGUUCAGGCUAAGUACGGUGACUACGACGAGAGUGCGUACAAGCCUGGCAUGCUGGCGAGUGAGGACCUGCUUCCACAACGCGUCAUCGACCAGUACCAGAUGACGCCCGAGAUGUGGGAGGACCGGAUAAAGAUCUGGUAUGCGGACCACAAAGGGAUGUCGAGAGAUGAGGCCGAGAUGGAGUACCUGAAGAUAGCCCAAGACCUGGACAUGUAUGGGGUUAAUUAUUUUGCCAUAAACAACAAGAAAGACACGGACCUCUACCUCGGUGUAACAGCUCUAGGGCUGAACAUCUACGAGAAAGACAACAAGCUGACGCCUAAAACGACGUUCCCCUGGUCGGAGAUCAAGCACAUAUCGUUCGACGACAAGAAAUUCGUCAUCAAAUUCGUCGAUAAGUCCGUCACGAACUUUAUUUUCUUCUCGCCUAAGGGCAUGAACAAACUGAUAUUAGACCUGUGCAUCGGCAACCACGACCUGUACAUGCGGCGCCGCAAGCCUGACACCAUGGAGGUGCAGCAGAUGAAGGCGCAGGCCAAAGAAGAGAAGCAGCGUCGGCAAAUCGAGCGCAACAAGCUGGCUCGCGAAAAACAAUUAAGAGAGGCGGCGGAGAGAGAGAGAGCCGCUAUGGAGCAACGUCUGCUACAAUAUCAGGAAGAGAUACGGUUGGCAAACGACGCGCUGCGCCGGUCGGAAGAGACAGCGGAGCUCCUAGCGGAGAAGGGUCGCGUAGCGGAGGAAGAGGCGUCACUCCUCGCGCAGAAGGCGGCCGACGCCGAGCGGGAAAACGCGCGUCUGCGGCUGUCAGCCAUCAAGACCGAGGAGGAGAAGGUCCACCUAGAGCGCAAAACGCGCGAAGCGGAGUUCCUCACCGCUCGCUUAGUGGAGGAAUCGGAGAAACGCGCGGCCGAAGCGGAGAGGCUGCGAGCGGAGCUGUUAGCGGCACGCGCUGCGGAGAAGCAGGCUAAGGAGAAGCUACUGAACUUCUUGAGUCGCACGUCCAGUGGGUCCUUGCCACCUUCAUCGACGGUCCCCUCCAGCCUGUUUCCAUCGACCUGCUCCCUGCCCGCGGAGCUCGGGGGCGAAGUCCCUAACGGCGCGCCGCCGCCGGAGCCCGAGCUAAACGCCUACCAGCUGGUGCCCGACGACUCCGACCCGCACAUGCAUAGGCUGUCGCUGGAGAUUGAGAAGGAGAGAGUGGAAUACCUAGCCAAAUCGAAGCAUCUCCAACAACAGCUAGACGAGCUUCGCUGCGAGUUCUCAGUUCUUCGAGUGGACCAGUCCGUGGCCACACUCGACCGCUUGCACGAGCAACAGGCGCGGGCGGGCGACAACAAGUACUCCACGCUGCGCAAGCUCAAGCAGGGCUCCACCAAGACCAGGGUCGCCUUCUACGAGGAGCUGUGAGAUGAUGAAAUCAUCAGGAAAAUGCCAUUUUACAAAGUGCUGCUGCGCACAAAGUGAUCCAAAUGACAAUCAAAUUGACAUUUAUGUUUAGUCAACAAAGUUAGUAUAACGUUAUGUUGCUACCAGUCAUGACUAUUACAAUAGUUAUACUCGUAGCAUGGCCACGAUGACAGGUUAGUAUAUUUUACUUUAUUCUUGUAUACAAUUUACGAUCCCAUCAAAUAUCUUAACCAUACAAUGUAUUGCAUACUUUAGAUUAGUUUUCGUUUAGUUCUGUUUCAUAGAUACUUGAAUAUUUAAAACUUAAAACCGUUGCCAAAUUAUAAUGUAAGCGUUUUAAAAAUUAUUAUAUUGAUAUAAAUUGACUUUUACAAUAUUACAAAUUAUUUUGAAAUUGCUCUAGAGGUAAUUAUAGUGAAAUAUUUCAUAUUAAACAGAUCUAACUGAUAUUCAAUGGAUAUUCAAGUUCCUACUGAUAUACUGUUGACCUAUUACUUGGUGCCUUAUGAAAUGAUGAUAUUUGAGCAAAAAUAUAAUUUUGAAUGCAUUGUUAUGAAAUGAUAAAUUGUUUCUACGAAAAUGUAAAGAAACAUCCAUGUUUUUUUUUGUUUGAUCUCCACAUAAGAAAAAUGUUAUUUUAAUAAAUUGAUCUAAAGUUUUUAUCGAUAUAUUCAUAAUGUUAAAAUUAAUAAUAUUUAAGCAUCCAAAGAUUUUGGUUGACUGAAAAAUUAUGAAAUUAUUAUAUUAUUUAGUAAUUUAUACGCUUUUUAUGUUAACCGUACUUUUGCUAUAACGUAUUCAUGUAUAAUAAUAAUAAUAACAAGAUCUGUAUAGUUAUUUUUGUACCAUAAUUAUAAGCUUUACAUUUAGAGUUGCGCGUAAAUAGAUAGUUUGUCUGUCGAUAGUUCAUCGAAAACUAGUAACAUUUCGAUAAAAUUUACUGUCAGCAAUUGUGUAGGGUGGGACAGCACCAAUCAACGGGCACACUUUAUGAGCUGUUAAAUCGGAAUUUUAUUUCGAAAUGCUGUGCUGUGCUGUGUGUCAGCGUCAUAUUGUUCGUGACACCCAAAGUAGCCAACGACUUCGCAACGCGCGUCUUUGUUACAGUUGGAAUAAGGUUAUGUUGUCAACUUGUUGGUUAAUUUGGGUGUCACGAACUAUUUGACGCUGACUAUAUUAUUAUCAAUCGAUCCUAUGCACUAUCGAUGGACAACACUAUUAAAAUUUUGUACAAUGGACCAGUAUAGACCAGUAUCUAGUGCAUAGAACGUUUCUGGUUUCUAGAAAAAUUUAUUCAUAAUACAGGCCCUAUUUGAAUUAUUUGUAUUUUUAUAUGUAACUAACUGACCCGGCGAACUUCGUACCGCCAUAAAAACUUACCCGAUGAUAUUAACAUCCUAUACCAGUACAUAUUUAUCCGCCUGCAUAAUAUUGUAAUUAGCUCUUAUAUAUUUUUGAAUUUGUAAAAUUGCAAUAAAAUAUCUAUGGCGAAAUAGUUUUCCAAUGGUAAUUUAGAGAAGUCACCGAAAUGUGCCUCUAACAGUUCAAAUUUAAUACCAGACCAUUCUUUUAAUGUACCUUUUAGUUUGAUAAGCGACUAAAUAAUACGAAAGUACACAUGUAACGUAGUUUCUCAUGUUUUGUCCCGACAUACUAACUGUACCCUGACUAGAAAGCGUGACGUCUUUUUGAAAAAUCGAUCUUAUUGAAAAAUCUGUAGACAUCGAUUUUAGAAAUAAUAUGUCGUGUAAGAAUAUUUUUUUUACUAUAAAAAUAUUGUCAUAUUGAAACUACGCUUAUUUAGAACUAAGAGAUGGUUCCAAUGGCUGCAUGCUUUUAGUCAGGCUAUUAUAAGAUGUUAUUUAAAAUUCCUGCAACGAUGUUUACGUAAGAAUUAAGAAAUGUGUGUAAGGAAGAAUUCACAAUUAUUAAGCGAUUUUUUUAACAGAAAUUCAACAUUAUUUUACAUUUUCGAAGUCAGAAAUCUGUGCCAAAUAAUAUGCCAAGCACAGAGCGUCUAGCGACUACUCGUAAUGUCACAGUUGUGUUCACUCAAGUCAGUAUUUAAUGCAGUUUUCGUCACAAAUCUCAGUAUAUGGGAACAAAAGCACAGGUUUUCGCUCGAGGCUAUGGUAUAGCUAGGCCUACCAUUAUUAAAAAGAAAUUGUUACUUGCCCAUUUUUAAAACGGGGAUUUCAAUCAAUAACAUUUUGAUUUGAAAAUGAGAACAACAGGUCUCUAACGCGAUAUUUAUUAAAGUAGUUAAUAGUAGAAGUACUUACAGCUUGACGUUUCUGCUGUGUUACUUCAGCUGUGGUCACAAGCAGACUGGUGACUCGCGGCGUCGUUUGAGUGGGUUGAAGAUCUUCGGCUACCCUCAAAUUCGUCGCGUUUAAGAUUCGUUGUUCUUAGUCUCAAAUUGAAUGUAAUGUAACACAAACAUUUAAAUCAUAAAUAAAUAAUGUGAAUUCCACAUGUGCCUGCUUCUAAACGAUGUGAUGAAAGUGUUCUAACGUUUACCGCGUAUGUGCCUUGUAUGUAAGAGUUAAGAUGAAUUAUUUUGUAAAUAUAUUUAUAGUACCAUUUUUA